This is a messenger RNA of Babesia bigemina, 486 nucleotides long. RefSeq lists its product as hypothetical. The transcript has a single exon. Bases 1 to 486 code for a protein of 161 amino acids. NCBI's taxonomy places the organism in Eukaryota, Apicomplexa, Aconoidasida, Piroplasmida, Babesiidae. The record is from RefSeq and is a predicted model, not a curated record.
AUGUCGGGGUUGCUGAGGCACGAUUGUGAAUGUGAUACUGGAUGUGUAAUGGGUAUUAGCUGUAUUUGUUGUCCGUGGUGUUGUAAAAAAUGUAAGAAUAACGGUAAUUGCAAGGGAUGUAAGCCACAUUACCUUAAGCGCACUACAUACGCAGACCCGAGUUACAAAUGCGAAACUUUCGAUUGUAAUACCAAAUGUAGAGGCAAAGAGUCUACAUGUCAAUGUGAGUGUUGUAAAAAGAAGUGUUCAAGUGAACAAGUUACUAACUGCAGUGCCGCACAGUCCCCCGGUCACUACACCUCCUCCCGUGCAGAUCCUCACACUGCCAGUCAACAGCAGCUCACCGAUGACUCGACGUCAUCCCCCGCCAUCCUUCCCAUCAUCAUCGCCGCCGUCCCCGUCGCUCUCAUCAUCGUCGUCAUCUGCGUCAUGGUCUACUUCCGCAUCCGGCCGUUCCACAGGGUGCGGUAUCUACUGCGCAGCUAG